This is a messenger RNA of Hypomesus transpacificus, 1934 nucleotides long. It is a transcript of the gene snupn, whose product is annotated as snurportin 1. The transcript is spliced from 10 exons. Gene Ontology annotation, biological process: protein import into nucleus; snRNA import into nucleus. Lineage: Eukaryota; Metazoa; Chordata; Actinopteri; Osmeriformes; Osmeridae. The coding region runs from base 351 to 1469 and encodes 372 amino acids. Gene Ontology annotation, cellular component: nucleus; cytoplasm. Gene Ontology annotation, molecular function: protein binding; nuclear import signal receptor activity. The record is from RefSeq and is a predicted model, not a curated record.
GAAGAAGCAUCGGAAGUUAAGAGUGCUACCACUAGUUAGUACCAACAUUCAAGCAUUCAAGGUAGUGCACCACCAAGCUAGUCCAUCUUAUUAGCUGUUUUUUUCUUUCAAACAUCGGCUUGCACAACGCUGACAUGAAGUCAGGAUAAAAUGUGUGGUGAUGCAAUUUUUAACUACUGUAACCUGCAGUCUCUACGUAACCAACGCUAGUAAUAGCUAACACCAGUCCAUGUCUUAAAUUUCCUUGCUGCUUCAGUCGUUUUUUUAGGUUUAGGGUAAUUAUUGUUACGUCUGGUUAUACUUUUUUUUUUUUUUUAUCAAAACACGGGACAGAGGCAACCAGGUUCAUCAUGGACGACCUUGCCCAAGCACUCUCAUCCAGUUUCGCCAUCUCCAAGGAACCGAACAGCACUGCAGCGCCCCAUCCACGGCUAGCCCAGUACAAGAGCAAGUACAGCGUUCUAGAGCAGAGUGAACGACGACGACGCUUUUUAGAUCUGCAGAAAAAGAAAAGGUUUAACUAUGUCAACCAUGCCCGUCAUCUUGCUGACGGGGACUGGACUGGAGCAGAUGACGACACUGAAGAAAUGGUGGAGACUAAGGGGGAGGAUGAGAAGCAGGUGGAGGAUGAUGUCCCAGAAAUGGAGAUUGAACAAGGGGUCAAGCUGCCAAAGUACUAUGCCAACCAGCUCAUGCUAUCUGAAUGGCUUGUUGACGUACCAGUGGAUCUGGACACUGAUUGGCUCAUGGUGGUCUGUCCAGUAGGGAAGAGAUCUCUCAUUGUCGCCUCAAAGGGGUCUACUGCAGCGUACACUAAAAGUGGCUACUGUGUCACCCGCUUUCCAUCUUUACUGCCUGGAGGGAACAGACACAAUUCAGCCAUGGGAAAAGAUUACACUAUCUUGGACUGCAUUUACAAUGAGGUGGACAGAACCUACUACAUACUUGAUGUAAUGUGUUGGAGGGGUCACCCAGUCUAUGAUUGCCCGACUGAGUUUAGAUUCUUUUGGCUAAAGUCCAAAGUCGAAGAGACCAGCGGCCUCUCUGACAUCAGCAAACGCAACCCUUUUCGGUUUGUGAGUCUUCCAAGCAUUGGCUGCUCACUGGAAUCCAUCCAACAAUCACUGGUAUCUGAGUACAGCUUUACUGUGGAUGGACUCCUGUUCUACCAUGGUCAGACCCACUACACACCCGGCAGCACCCCUCUGGUGGGAUGGCUCCGGCCCUACAUGGUGGCCGACAUUCUGGGAAUCAAGGUCUCCGAUGGGCCCCUCACCACCAAGCCUGUAUACGCAAGGGAACAGCUUCAGCAGAUACGUGAGCACAAGAAAACCUCGACUGAAGUCAGGCCAGGUGACACAAAUGGCCGCUAUGAACUUGAGCACCUGUCCACUCCAAACCAGGAGAAAACAGACAGCAGUGCAUGUAUAGCUGAAAGCCCAGAGACGGAGGCUUGCAUGGAGAGGUGAGAGCCCAACAUGGGGUAGAUAGCAAGAUGGCGUAAGAGUUCUUAUAACUUUCACCAUGACGGGGAAAUAAAAAACGAUGUUGCCCUCUUUUUGUUUUACAUGUUCUCAAGUGUAGACUGAUAUUUAACCACAUUUACUUCACGAAGACUUUGAACAUGUUGAAUUGUGAAUUAGACUUCAACACGUUUUUGUUUUUUAUUCUGAAGUGUUGCUGUAGACAUACUUUUGAGCAAGUGGAACAAUGUAUCAUGUAUAUGAUAUCAACAAUAUUUGAUUGCACCUAAAAUGUGAGUGCCAAACCUAAUUUGCUACCUGAGUGAAGUAAUGCCUUUUAAGUUAGUUCACUUUUUAUGACUAAUGUUUUAAAUGGCUAGUCUCAUGACCAGAGGGUUUUCCUCUGGUGUUUUUAAGACACAUGUUUCAGAUGUUUAUGAAUAAAAAUUGUACAUGCUUUUUCUAAUUGAA